Messenger RNA from Dromaius novaehollandiae (emu), 5522 nucleotides. RefSeq names its product coiled-coil domain containing 149 (gene CCDC149). Lineage: Eukaryota; Metazoa; Chordata; Aves; Casuariiformes; Dromaiidae. The record is from RefSeq and is a predicted model, not a curated record. The transcript is spliced from 12 exons. The coding region runs from base 206 to 1975 and encodes 589 amino acids.
UACCACCGCGCCCGCGGAGGCCCAGCCCUCCCGUCGCGAGGGGCCGCGCGGCGAGGCCAGCUGUCCCGGCCCGGCCUGCGGCUGCCCCCCGGCCGCGCCGACGCUGGGCGGCCCCGGCCGGGCGGCGAGCGGAGGCCGCAGGCCCCGCCUCUCCCCGCCGGCGCCUCCGCGGAAGGCCGGGGCGGGCGGGGCCGCUCGCCGCCGCAUGCUGCCGCGGCCCGCCGCAGCCAUGAGCUCCCACCGCAGCGAGAGCGACUGGCAGGGGCUGGUGAGCGAGUAUCUGGUGUGUAAACGGAAGUUGGAAAGUAAAAAGGAGGCAUUGCUAAUCCUUUCCAAAGAGCUGGACACUUGUCAACAGGAAAGAGACCAGUACAAGCUCAUGGCCAACCAGCUGCGGGAACGACACCAGUCUCUGAAAAAGAAAUACCGGGAGCUGAUUGAUGGGGACCCAUCUCUUCCCCCUGAGAAGAGGAAACAGGCAAAUCUUGUUCAGCUACUGAGUGAGGCUCACGACCGAAACAAACACCUUGGCGAAGAGAUUAGAGAGCUUCAACAGAGACUGGGAGAAGUACAAGGGGACAAUAAGCUCCUUCGAAUGACAAUAGCAAAGCAAAGACUUGGAGAUGAAGAAGUUGGGGCUCGCCACUUUGCAGCGCAUGAACGUGAAGACCUUGUUCAACAACUGGAGAAAGCUCGAGAACAAAUCGAGACUCUGAGACAUGAUCUUCAAUCUGCACUGGAUGAGUUAGAGGAUGUGAAAGAAGAGCGCUCUUUUUACCAAGAUAAGGGCGACAGACUAAACCAAGAACUUAAUCAUGUUCUAGGAGGGCAUGAAAACCGUAUCAUUGACAUAGAUGCUUUGUGUAUGGAGAACAGGUAUCUUCAGGAGAGAUUAAAGCAACUUCAAGAGGAAGUCAACCUUCUUAAGUCUAAUAUUACUAAAUACAAGAAUGCACUAGAGAGACGAAAAAAUUCAAAGACUCAGAGUAGAUCCAGUAGCAGUGCUCUGACUGGAGUCCUUUCUGCAAAGCAAGUCCAAGAAUUGUUGUCGGAGGAUCAAGGAUGUAGCCUGCCAGCCACACCACAGUCCAUUUCAGAUCUCAAAUCACUGGCCACUGCAUUGCUGGAGACUAUCCACGAGAAAAACAUGAUCAUACAACACCAAAGGCAAACCAACAAAAUUCUAGGUAAUCGAGUGGCAGAACUAGAAAAGAAGUUAAGAACUUUGGAAAUUGCUGGCUUGUGGAGUCUUCCAGGUGGAAAGGAUACUAUUACAUUCAGUGAUCCAACCUUGCCUGUUAUACAGCGGUCUAGGUCACCAUUGUUAGCAUUUACAGACAAGCCGCAGCAAGCUGAAGUACAAGAACAGAAGGGAGAACAUGAUCAAACUCAUGCUGUUGCAAGAGAGCCGAUGGCUUCAGAGGAAACUGAUAAGGACUCUGUCAAUUCCCCAACAAACUUAAUUAACAGUAACCAAAAUAAACGUUUUUAUCCUUCAUUACCUCAGUUACCUUCUGAGGAAGAGGAAAUAAGCAAGCUUGGAGGUCAAAUAAUUAAAUUGUCAGAAGAACAGGCCGUCGCAGAACUGGGAGGGAAAAGAACAGAAAAUUCAGCGGGGGGGCUGAACACAGUAGUUGGACCAGAGCUUAAUGGUUCAUCUGAGGGAGAACUCCCUUUAUCCAGCCCUGACCGAUCUGAGCCCACAGAUCCCUCAAACUCAGAGAGUGAACAGACAGCUGAAACUGAGGUCCUGAAAGACAAUGGUGAAACCUCAGAGAGCAGUUGUGAACUUAUAAAUGAAAGAAGGAAUCAAAAUAGCAGCUCUGUGGAUAUUGAGGACCCUGGAAGGCAUGGAGGUCUCAGUGUUACAGCUGCACAAGCACGUAACAGCUUUGAGGAGCUCCCUGAAUCUGAAGGCAAGAAACCAGCUGAUCCUGCUGAAAACUGUGAAUAUUUGGAUAACAGUUUGGCUUGAGGUAUGAAGUCCAAGCCCUUGAGCUUCUCCCUGUCAUCCUCUUGCACUGCAAGCUGUGCUGCUGUGAAUGUGGAUAGUUACUGGAGUAGUGUGUCAUAGAGUUGAUUUUUACAUCAGUCUGUUAAUAUUUGUCUAAUUCUGGUGUUUUCAUGUUAGUUUUGGCCAUAGUCUACCAAAAAUGUAGAUUACCUAAGGGAAGGAACUUGAAGCUGGUGAGGUUUGACCAUGUUGUUUGUAAUGUUUUGAAGUUUCUAGAUAGGUUGACAUCGUUUACAAUAAUGUGGCAAAGAGACCAGUGAUGAUAAUGUAUCAUAUCAUGUCAUCACCAGGCUUCUGUAGUGUGUACGGUCUUAGGGCUACUGUAUUUUGGUGGCUGGAAGUGUCUUCCAAGGAUGGAAAAUUUGAAAUGAUAAACUGAGAAGAGUGUUAAGGUUUUAGGCUUUUGUUUGUUUCUGCCUUCUGUUUCUCUACAUAGUGACUCUAAGUACAUACAUACAAUAAAAUCACUUAUUCCUUUAUUGGAAGCAAAAUACUUCCUGAAAACCAUCCCUGCAUGUAUGUAGUUCCCUCAUUUCCAAAUUUAAUAUAUUCUCAAUUGUGUGAAAUUUUUCCUUCCCUCUCCCAGCUCAUCUCAGGAAAAUACAGGGAGUUACUUCACCAGAUACUGAGAACCCAAUUUUAAUGGAGCUCUGAAGGAAACCUCACCAGAGAAGCCAAAAGUCUUUCCGUGAGAUACAGCGAUGCUGUUCCAAAGUGAGGAGAACAGCCAGAUGAGGACCAGUGAUGCCCUGUCCACCUGUUUGGCUCUAUUAAUGCCACUUACGGGACUGCAUUCCUCAACCUCCAGGUGUUGGAACAGUCCUUGGGCUGCGUGACGGGCAGUGGAUUCCAGCCUGCUCCACUUCAUUUCUGCCCUUGUUUUUAAAGGAAUCUGUGUCUUCUUAUUUUCUUCUGGUGUGGAAUUAAGGAUAAUUCUUCCUUUCCUCCACAUUUCACCAGUCUGGGGUACAGUAGAAGGCUUAUUUCAUUUGUUGUGGCUUUCUUGUACUUCUUCUCUCGUUGAUAUUUAGUCAUGAGAAAACAUUCCAGUAAUAAUUGGGGAAGGAGGGGGCUGCUGUGCCAGUCCCCAGCUCCCUACUGGUGCUGGCACCGUGCCACUCUGCUCCCAGGAAGGCAGCAACAAGGGAAUACUUAACGUUGUAGUUAGCAGCUGUUGGAGAAGGGGAGGCGCAUCCUUCCUCCCCUGUUUGUAGCAUAAGGAAUAGUCUCUGCAGCUGUGGAGCUUCUAUGGGCCAGCAGCCGUCAAGGCAAUUCUUCUGCUGGCGUGGGACCUAAUUGUCUGUAAAUUUGCAUUUCUCACUCCUAGAACUUGAAACCAAUCAGAGAGAAUUAAACCAAAUUUAAUAAAAUACUACUAAUAAAGAGGAAAAUCCCUCCCAGACUGAGUCCUCUUUUGACAAAUAACUGCCAGCUGCAAAUUUUUACAGCCCACUUGUCAGCUACUGAAUAAACAGAGUUUAUAUUAGCAAUACUGACAAACUCUUCUGUCUAUGGAAGCUGAGCUAGCAGGUGCUGCCGUAAUCAAGGUGUCGAAGUCCAUGAACAGUUUGUAUUCAGCAGAAGAAAGGCUGUAUGUAAAUGAUUACGUACAAAUAUAAGGAAUUAUGGUGGGAAGGUGAAAAAUGUGGCUUGUCUCUGUUUUCAUGCGUUUUCCCUACCAGGUGCAUUCAUGUAACCCUUUCAAUGUCUGUCUGCAGGCAGUAAAGUGGUACUCACCAUACUCUUCAAAAACGUUUCCUUUCUCUUUAAGGGUACUUUGACAUUGCAGCAUUUUGCUGGUAUCAGGCAGCAUCCCUUAGGAACAGAAAACAUCUGUGUAUUUAAGUGUGUUAGGGACAUGAGGCAGUAAAAAGUUUUCUUUCAGUAUCUUGAACACAGUUAAAGUUCCUCAUCACCUGAAAACCAAGAGUUUAAGUAUUUGAAAGAUUGCUACGCUGUUCCCAUUAAUUGUAGCUGACUGCAUUAUUGACUCGUGUAUGACAAUACUGACAAGUCAGAAGAGAAAAAAUAGCUACAGACAGACCCUGACAUCUCUGGGAGAAUUCUGAAUCUUUGGCAGGAUUUUUUUUCCUUUAAUGCCAGAAUGUUACAUGGAGUGUCAUUUUAUUCGACAUGUAUUCUUUUCCAUCCUUCAUAGACUGAUCCUGUGCCAGGCCAAACAUCGGUGCAGUCAGAACUGAGGCAGGCUUCUAACAGAAACGUCAGGAUUUCUCAUAGCUGAACCGAAAUGUUCAGGGUGGUUUAUGGCCAUUGUUUUCCUGUCCUGUGUCUUUCCAGACUCACAACAGUGUGUGUUGACAUUUGCUCCUGGUCUCUUAAUUGUCAGUUAAUGCUUUAAAUUAACGAAGUACUGGUGCAAAAAAUAGAGCAGGCGGAAGCGGUAUCUUUUUAGUGCCUAAAUUGUUGGUUCUUUUUAAUACGGUUUUCCUAUGAGAAGAAAACAGAGUGAUGUAUGACUGUCAAUUAGGCCAUCUUGGUAACUAUCAUCACACCAUUCUCUCCUCUUAAAUGCCAUUUUUGUAUCUUUGCAAUCAUUUAGUGUCAGUUUAGAUAUCUAAUCUCUGGAAACCUCAUUUUUUAGUGCUAUAUUGUUGGUGCAGUACUGUUCUGUCCUUUGUGCCCAAGUGAAAGUCUGUUCCUAGCCAUGUUUUUAGCCUUCGCUCAGGAACACAAGACUUCAAUACCAGGACACUUGUAAACGUAGGACAACUUUGCUGCACUACGUAGUAACUAAUUGAGUGUUAUUGUCAGUGUUCUACUUGGAUAUUGCUUUAAUUGAUACUGUUGUGCUAUUAGAACUAUGAUUUUUUUUUUUCAGUAAAUUCCUUCCUGUUUUGUUGAGGAGAAAAUCAACACUAUUUUGUUUUGUCUUGAGACUUGCAUUGUCUUUUUCUAGGACUUUAAAAAUGCAGAAAUCACAUCCAGCCACAAGCUGUUUUGGUGUUAGGCUCUGGGGAAGCAAACUGGGAAGGGGAAAUGUUGUGGCAGGGGUACAGGGAAGAUUGACAUAUUUUACAAAUUGAUUUUAGGGAAGUUGUCUCACCUAAAAGUGAAUUCAUGCAUUAUCUGUGAGAAGGAUUUGAAAGUACUGUGUUGUGGUUAUUUGAAAAACAACCUUGAGUGAAUUUGUAAAAUAAGUGUGUGAAAAUGACAGAUUAAGAAGCAUCUUUUAGAAUAAUGCUUCCUUUCUAAGUGAGACUAUUUUUAAGCAUAUGGCAAUUUGUAUAAUAAAGGCAGUGGAAUUUCUUUAAUCCAUAUGAGCUCAGGAAUGCAUUUUAGAAUCUUAACUGAGAUUAAGUUGAAAGUCUACUACAUUUUUGAAAGAUAAGAUUUUGUUUACCAGCUUCUGUUUUGUAGUUUUAUUUUUAUUAAUGCAGUUUUAUUUAUUUGCAAACCUUUCUUUUGUUGCUGGUUGGAUUAAAUACAUAAUGUGGUUCAACAAUAUUAAUAUAUUUUGUCAUCUUUAAUAAAGACAUACAUUUCCCGA